AUGAUACAGAUAAUACACGACCAGUUUGUGACCAUAAGCAACUAUGCUGGAGGGAUCCCGCCAGAUUAUUUAAAAUUAAUAUUUGUUUGCCUGUUAUCCUACCCGCUUGCCGGAAUCCUUAAGCGACUUCCUGAUGUCAACCCGGUUGCGAAGAAUCUCUUCUUGAUAGCGACGUCCCUAUUUUACCUAUUGGGCGUAUUCGAUUUAUGGGGCGGCAUACGAACGGUUGCGAUUAGCUCUGUCGGGACGUACUUGAUCGCUGCCUUGAUCAAAGGCCCGUUGAUGCCAUGGAUAGGAUUUGUGUUUAUUAUGGGCCAUAUGGCGAUUUCCCACAUUGCGAGACAGAGGAGGGGCGAUGAUACCGUUGUCGAUAUCACUGGUGUGCAAAUGGUCUUGGUUAUGAAGUUAACUGCCUUUUGCUGGAAUGUUUGGGAUGGGAAAUUCCCAGAUUCGGAACUUACACCCCUUCAACAAGAUCGCGCGAUUCGAGAAAUGCCUAGCUUGUUAGAUUAUGCAGGAUAUGUGCUUUUCUUCCCGUCCCUCAUGGUUGGGCCUGCCUUCGAUUUUAGUGAAUAUAAAAAAUGGCUCGACACCACUAUGUUCGACGUCGAGGUGCUUGAUAAAAAAGGCGUCCUUAGAAAGAAGCGACGUAUUCCUAGAAGCGGACGACCGGCAACCCUAAAGGCUAUUGUUGGAUUAAUCUGGAUUGGACUUUUUGUCAAAGCAUCGGCAAUGUUUACUGUUGACUUCACACUCAGCGAUGGCUUUUUGAAACACAACAUCAUUUGGAGGAUGUUCUACGUUUACUUCCUCAUGCUCGGUGCGAGGUUCAAGUACUACGGCAUCUGGAGUUUGACCGAAGGAGCAUGUAUUCUCGCAGGCCUUGGUUAUAAUGGCUUAGAUGAAAACAAGCGUAUUCGGUGGGAUAGAGUAAACAACAUUGACGCUUGGACACUCGAGACCGCCCAGAACAGCAGGGCCUUAUUGGAGGCUUGGAAUAAAAAUACGAACAAAUGGUUGAGGAAUUACAUCUAUCUGAGAGUUACACCUAAGGGAAAGAAACCAGGCUUCAGAAGCUCAAUGGCGACAUUCGUGACAAGUGCCUUCUGGCAUGGAUUUUACCCCGGCUAUUAUCUUGCUUUCACUACCGCUUCGUUAGUUCAGACAGUCGCUAAAUUCUCGCGGAGGUAUAUCCGGCCAUUCUUCCUCUCACCAGAUGGCACGAAACCCACAAAGUCCAAGAUAUACUACGACAUCUUCGGAGCCGUGGUCACUCAAGCAGCCCUAGCAUAUAUGUCACCCCCAUUCAUCGUCUUAGACUUUGAUAAAACAAUCAUGCUUUGGUCUAGAGUCUGGUUCUACGGUCACGCGGCUAUCAUUACCAUGUACAUCUUCUUUAAGAGUCCAGCGGUUGGUGUUAUUAAAGCACAGUUGAAGAAGAGAUCAACUGCGGCCCCAGAAAAGCCUACGAAGGAACAAGUACUAAACGAGCUUCGGAAAGAAGCACAACCAUUUGGUAUUCCGGACGAGGAUAUUGUAGUAGCGGAUGUGAAUGAGGCCAUCGAGGAAAUCAAGGAGCUAAAGGAGAGACAGGCGGCGGGGGAGAAUCCUUUCCAAGCGUUUAGGGACAUUAAAGCAAAGAGGCAAUAG
Orbilia oligospora ATCC 24927 is the source of this 1650-nucleotide messenger RNA. RefSeq lists its product as uncharacterized. The transcript is spliced from 13 exons. Gene Ontology annotation, cellular component: endoplasmic reticulum; membrane. NCBI's taxonomy places the organism in Eukaryota, Fungi, Ascomycota, Orbiliomycetes, Orbiliales, Orbiliaceae. Gene Ontology annotation, biological process: lipid modification; glycerophospholipid biosynthetic process. Bases 1 to 1650 code for a protein of 549 amino acids. Gene Ontology annotation, molecular function: 1-acylglycerol-3-phosphate O-acyltransferase activity; 1-acylglycerophosphocholine O-acyltransferase activity. The record is from RefSeq and is a predicted model, not a curated record.